AUGCCCGGCCAACUCACCCCCCUUGCCCUCUGCGGCUUCCUUCUCCCUUGGAUCUUCGCCACCAUAAUCCACAAAGCACUGGGAGAUCCAGCACCCCACCCGGGCCCCCACUACCUCCUGUCCCCCAUCCACGAGGUCAUUCACUCUCGCCGUGGGGCCACGGCCACGCUGCCCUGCGUCCUGGGCGCCUCGCCUCCCAGCUACAAGGUGCGCUGGAGCAAAGUGGAGCCGGGCGAGCUCCGCGAGACGGUGAUCCUCAUUACCAACGGGCUGCACGCACGCGGCUACGGGCCCCUGGGCGACCGCGCCCGCAUGCGGAGGGGGCACCGGCUGGACGCCUCCCUGGUCAUCGCGGACGUGCGCCUGGAGGACGAGGGCCGCUACCGCUGCGAGCUCAUCAACGGCAUUGAGGACGAGAGCGUGGCGCUGACCUUGCGUCUGGAGGGUGUUGUGUUCCCGUACCAACCCAGCCGGGGCCGGUACCAGUUCAAUUACUACGAGGCAAAGCAGGCGUGCGAGGAGCAGGACGGACGUCUGGCCACCUACGCCCAGCUGUACCAGGCCUGGACAGAGGGUCUGGACUGGUGCAACGCGGGCUGGCUGCUCGAGGGCUCGGUGCGCUAUCCGGUGCUCACGGCGCGCGCCCCGUGCGGCGGCCGAGGCAGGCCGGGCAUCCGCAGCUACGGGCCCCGCGACCGUAAGCGCGACCAUUACGACGCCUUCUGCUUCACCUCGGCGCUGGCUGGCCAGGUGUUCUUCGUGCCCGGGCGGCUGACACUGUCUGAAGCGCACGCGGCGUGCCGGCGGCGCGGGGCUGCGGUAGCCAAGGUCGGCCACCUCUACGCCGCCUGGAAGUUCUCGGGGUUGGACCAGUGCGACGGCGGCUGGCUGGCAGACGGCAGCGUGCGCUUUCCCAUCACCGCGCCGCGGCCCCGCUGCGGGGGCCUCCCCGAUCCCGGGGUGCGCAGCUUCGGCUUCCCCAGACCGCAGCAGGCGGCCUACGGGACCUACUGCUACGCUGAGAAGUAGCGACGCGACUCCAGCCUCGGGCUCGGGGGUCGCCUCGGGGUCUGCUCAC
Molecule: messenger RNA, 1078 nt
Organism: Ochotona curzoniae (black-lipped pika)
Lineage: Eukaryota; Metazoa; Chordata; Mammalia; Lagomorpha; Ochotonidae
Gene: HAPLN2
Product: hyaluronan and proteoglycan link protein 2
Exons: 5
Coding region: 1-1029 (342 amino acids)
Biological process (GO): cell adhesion
Molecular function (GO): hyaluronic acid binding
Source: RefSeq, a predicted model, not a curated record